AUGCCUGGAUUGCAAGACAACACAAAGACAUACACAUUGAAUGACGGACACGAGAUCCCAGCUGUGGGGCUCGGAACAUGGAGAGCUACAUCCGAAGACAACAUUGCCGAUGUCGUUGAAAGUGCCUUGAGAAACGGCUACAGACACAUCGACACUGCAGCAAUCUAUGGCAACGAGGAAGAUGUCGGAAAAGGCAUCAAGGCCUCUGGUGUCCCAAGAGAGGAGAUCUUUGUGACCACCAAGUUGUGGAACUCAGACCACAAGAACGUCAGAAAGGCGUUUGAAGAGUCCUUGAGGAAGUUGCAAUUGGACUACGUCGAUUUAUACUUGAUUCACUGGCCUCUUGACGGCGACUUUGAUGACGAGAGCGCUAACAUCAGUGAUUGUUUCUCUACUUACAUAGAGUUGCAAAAGUUGAAGCAGGAAGGCAAGGCCAAGUCGAUUGGUGUUUCCAACUUCUCGAAAGGGAAGAUCGAAAGUCUCUUGGCGCACCCAGAGGUCACGAUCAAGCCCGCCGUCAACCAGAUCGAGGCCCACCCAUUGUUGCCACAAUAUGAAUUGUACGACUACUUGAAAAAGAACGACAUCUACAUCGAGGCCUAUUCUCCAUUGGGCUCCGCUGACAGUCCGCUUUUCAAAGAGAAAAAUAUCUUGAGGAUUGCCCAGAAGAAUGACGUUGAGCCGGCUCAAGUCUUGAUUUCUUGGGCUAUUCAAAGAGAUACCGUGGUGUUGCCAAAAUCUGUCAAGGCUUCACGUCUAGUAUCCAACAUCAAGACGUUUGAGUUGAGCGACGAGGAUUUUGCAGUUUUGAACGAAUUAUCGGAGGUUGAAGGUGUUGUGAGAACCAACAAUCCAUUGCCAGCUCUCUUUAAAGAUUAG
Molecule: messenger RNA, 879 nt
Organism: Metschnikowia bicuspidata var. bicuspidata NRRL YB-4993
Lineage: Eukaryota; Fungi; Ascomycota; Pichiomycetes; Serinales; Metschnikowiaceae
Product: aldo/keto reductase
Exons: 1
Coding region: 1-879 (292 amino acids)
Molecular function (GO): oxidoreductase activity
Source: RefSeq, a predicted model, not a curated record